Trachymyrmex septentrionalis is the source of this 541-nucleotide messenger RNA. RefSeq lists its product as uncharacterized. Lineage: Eukaryota; Metazoa; Arthropoda; Insecta; Hymenoptera; Formicidae. The record is from RefSeq and is a predicted model, not a curated record. Bases 129 to 464 code for a protein of 111 amino acids. The transcript is spliced from 3 exons.
UAACGGCACUAAAAUCGCAUCGUCCCGAUUUUCCAUUCCGUGUUUUCCGAAGCCAUAUUUCAUCUUGGUAUCCUUCUUUGGAUAACGUCUUUCGUGAUGUUACAUAUGUAUGUACGUACAUACAUACAAUGGAGUAUCUGUCAAAUAAUAUAUUGUUUAUAUUGACUUGGAGUUUCGCAAUUUCAUCGACUACUGCGCAUUACUGCGUAUGGGGUUUGUGUGAAUCAUCAGAGUAUUGCUGUGACGAAAAUGUAUGCUGCAGUUACAAAGACUAUGAUAUAUGGAUUACUAUGAUAAUUAUAGCUGGAGUUGUAAUUGGAAUGAUACUGGCUGGUACAUGUCUCUACUACAAUUUAUGUCGCAUCUAUGUUUAUCUACAACGUAGAUACUAUGGCAAUUCUGUGUCGAUGCCAUCAGAAUUUGAUUCUGAUGGAAAAUCAAUAAAAAUAUCAUUUCACGAGUAAAUAAAACAAAUGCUUUUUCAUUAGACUAAAUGUAUGAUAUCUCAUCUUUAAGUAUAAACAAUUAGAUGAAAUAUAUC